AUGCCCGCAGGCAACCCAAAAGCAGCAGCAAGCGGCAAGAAGCAGCAAGAGAAGCUGCCCCUGCAGCAGCGGAUCCUGAACGGCAUCCUCAAUGUGUCUAACGUGCCGUACAGCUCCUUCGUCCCCUACCCAGUGACACCCCUGCACCGGGUGGACGCCCAAAUAAAGCAGCUGUGGCUGGUGGCGCUGUACAUCCUGAUUGCGCGCGCGACCCCCUGGCUGCGCGUAGGCAUCGCCGGCUGCGUCGCGGCCCUCACCAUGCUGACCCUGCCGCCGCGGCUCUGGGAGGCGCAGCUCAAGCGCCUCUCCCUGAUCUGUGGCCUCAUAUUCGUCUUCACCGCGAUCGGCGCCGACGGCGUCCCGCCGCUGCUGCAGGCGCGCGCGCUGCCAAACGCGGCCGAGGGGCUGCCGGGCCUGUCGCCGGCGGCGCCGUACAGCUACGUAAUCCUGAACCUCUGGGUCAUCACCAUCACCCGCCGCAGCGUCAACCUCGCGGUGACCGCGGCGGCGCUGACGUUCUGCGCGCUGCAGUCCGCGAGCCUGUGCCUCGUCACCACCCCCGGCGAGGAGAUGGCGACCGCGCUGCAGCGCUGGCUCGCGCCGCUGAGGCUGCUGCGCGUGCCGACGCAGCGCAUCGGCGUCACGCUGCUGCUGUCGCUGCGCUUCAUGAGCCUCGUGUUUGAGGAGGUCAGGAACCUGUGCCUUGGCCUGGCCGCGCGAGGGGUGGACUGGCGUGCGCAGGGCGGGCGGGGCAGCAUCGAGAUAUUCGCGCGCCUGCUGGUGCGGCUGUUUGCAAACCUCUUCUCGCGCAGCGAGAACAUCGCGCAGGCGAUGGUGGUGCGGGGAUUCCUGGGGCCGGAGCAGCACCACCUGUACAUGAUGCGCGUCAACGCGUCCAGCCCGCUAGCGAACGCGGCGGCGCUGGCGGCGCUCGCGGGGCUCGCGGCGGCCGUCGCGUCGCUGCGGUGA
Molecule: messenger RNA, 969 nt
Organism: Monoraphidium neglectum
Lineage: Eukaryota; Viridiplantae; Chlorophyta; Chlorophyceae; Sphaeropleales; Selenastraceae
Exons: 3
Coding region: 1-969 (322 amino acids)
Cellular component (GO): chloroplast
Source: RefSeq, a predicted model, not a curated record